AUGUCUCAGCAACAGGACGCCCAAGCCCAAGCCAGCAACGUGGCCGACCGGGAGAUCGUGCUGAUUGCCGAUGAUGAUGACGAUGAUGCUGCAUCGGCAAUUCAAUCGAGCGUGGCAUCAUCGAGUGUCAGCUUGAACAGCUCCAUUCUUGACCACCGAUUCGAGAACGGGAGAACGUAUCAUAAGUACAAGGAGGGCAAGUACAUAUUACCGAACGAUGAGACAGAGAAUGAUCGGCUCGACCUACAACAUCAUUUAUUUCGUCUCACCUUUAAUGGAAGACUGGCCAACGCCCCUCCUAGUGAUGAAGGUGCCCAGGUUGGCCGAGUACUAGAUCUAGGGACUGGCACUGGGAUUUGGGCCCUUGAGUUCGGCGACGAACAUCCAGAAGCUGAGAUUCUCGGGGUCGAUCUUUCUCCCACACAACCAGACUUCGUGGCACCCAACGUCAAGUUCAAGAUCGACGACAUUGAGGAGCCAUGGACCUACUCCAAGAAGUUCGAUUAUAUACAUAGCCGACUUCUGAAUUUGUCUAUCGGUAACUGGGAAGUAUAUGUGAAGCAGUGCUUCGAUAAUCUCAACCCGGGCGGAUAUGUCGAGUUCAACGAAUGCGACGUAUAUCCCAUGUCAAAUGACGGAAGUCUCAAGUCAAACUCAGCAAUCUUGCAGUCGUGCAAGCUUCUACAGGAAGCUACUGAACAGACAUACGGACGACCACUCAAGCUCAUGAGAGAUUUGAAAAUCACUUUCAUCGAAGCAGGCUUUGUUGAUGUCCAGGCUCUCCAGUUCAAAUGGCCAACCAACCCCUGGCCUAAGGACCCCAGAUUUAAGGAACUUGCGACCUGGAUGAGUGAGAACCUAUUAACGGGUUGGGAGUUGAUUUGCCUGGCGCACCUAGCUAGAGGUCUCAGUUAG
This is a messenger RNA of Colletotrichum gloeosporioides, 915 nucleotides long. Its product is annotated as Secondary metabolism regulator laeA. Gene Ontology annotation, molecular function: methyltransferase activity. Lineage: Eukaryota; Fungi; Ascomycota; Sordariomycetes; Glomerellales; Glomerellaceae. The transcript has 8 exons. The record is from RefSeq and is a predicted model, not a curated record. The coding region runs from base 1 to 915 and encodes 304 amino acids.